This is a messenger RNA of Epithele typhae, 1785 nucleotides long. Its product is annotated as cytochrome P450 monooxygenase pc-2. NCBI's taxonomy places the organism in Eukaryota, Fungi, Basidiomycota, Agaricomycetes, Polyporales, Epitheliaceae. The record is from RefSeq and is a predicted model, not a curated record. Gene Ontology annotation, molecular function: monooxygenase activity; iron ion binding; oxidoreductase activity, acting on paired donors, with incorporation or reduction of molecular oxygen. The transcript has 16 exons. Bases 1 to 1785 code for a protein of 594 amino acids.
AUGCCACCCACCCUCCCUCCAGGACUCCAGCAAUCCUCUCUCAAGGCGCUCGUCGUUAACCUUGUCGCGCCUGCAGCCGCGGUUCUCACAGUGCAUCGAGUCUUAGCAGCUCUAGGCUUAGACUUCCACCUGCGUUUUGGCGUUGUCGUGCUCCUCGCGGUUCUCAGCGUACCCGCGACGUUUGCGGCGAGAGUCCAGCUGAACGCAUGGAGCGUGCGGCGACGCGCUCGCCGCGCAGGAGCGGUCUUGCCGCCGCGCUGGGACGGCAAGCGCAUCGGAAACUUCGAUAUCCUGGCCCACGCCCUCGAGCGAUCACAAAAUGGCUAUAUUGGAGAGGGCGUGUGGGACAGGAUCGAGGAGCUCAAUAACUUAUACGAGAUCGAUCUUGUGUGGACACCUCUUUACUUCACCGCAGACGUGAACGUAAUCAAGACCUUGCUGGCUACCGGAUUCGAACACUUCGAGAAAGGACCGACUCUGAGAGAAACGCUGGACACGCUUCUUGGAACUGGCGUCUUCAACUCAGACGGCGAAAUGUGGAAGUGGCAUCGCACAAUGACGCGGCCAUACUUUUCUCGUGACAGAAUAUCCCAUUUUGAGAUUUUUGGUCGGCACGCAGACUUCGCCAUAAAGAAAAUGCAGGACCGUUUCUGUGAGGGGCGCGCGCUCGACUUCCAGGCAUUGUCCCGCUUCACCCUCGACUCCGCAUCCGAAUUUCUCUUUGGCACCAACGUCAACAGUUUGCAAACGGACCUACCAUACGCGCACAACGAUCCGAAGGUUGCGCUCUAUGCGCGCGAGAUAUUUUCUGAGGCAUUCCUCGGAGCGCAGAACGCGAUCGUGACGCGAUUGCGUAUUGGCAGUCUGUGGCGUUUCAACGAGUUCUUCAAGGAUGCUGCCGCGGAGCACAUGCAUAUCAUCGACCAAUUCCUCAAGCCCAUCCUCGAGGCAGCGAUAAAGAAGAGGAACCAAACCAAACUGGCAGGCCUUGACGCCUCGACAGAAGAGCAGGAGGACGAGACGUUACUGGGAAACCUGGUGAAGAUUACAGAUGAUCCCAAAGUCCUCCGCGACGAGACCCUGAACAUCCUGUUGGCGGGUAGGGACACGACGGCCACCACAUUGACAUUUGUGGUGUACAUGUUGUGCCUCUAUCCCGAGGUUCUGAAGCGGCUGCGUGCGGAAAUUCUGGACCAUAUUGGACCGAACGCGAUGCCCACGUUCGAUGACAUCAGAACUAUGAAGUAUCUCCGUGCUGUACUGAAUGAGACCUUGCGGUUGUUCCCUCCUGUACCGUUGAACAUUCGUGUGGCCAACCAAGACACGACUGUCCCUAACCCCAACUCGAACAAGCCACCUAUUUUUGUUCCUAAAGGUGUUGGUGUCGCAUACUCAGUUCUGCACAUGCACCGCCGCGAGGACCUGUGGGGUCCGGAUGCGUUGGAGUUCGACCCCGACCGCUUCCUGGACGAUCGUCUCAACAAAUACUUCACCAAGAACCCCAUGAUCUUCCUUCCGUUCAAUGCGGGGCCGCGCAUCUGCCUCGGUCAACAGUUCGCGUACAACGAGUCCUCGUUCUUUCUCAUCCGCCUGCUCCAGAGUUUCUCGGACAUGGAGCUGGACCUCGCGGCACAGCCACCCAGUGCCUUCCCACCGGCUGAGUGGGCGCACUGUGAGGGCCAGAAAGGCCGAGAGAAAGUGAGGGCAAAGGCGCAUCUCACGACGUACGUCGAGGGUGGUCUCUGGGUCAAGAUGUCAGAGCGCGACUUAACGUGUAACGUAUGA